Coturnix japonica (Japanese quail) is the source of this 4148-nucleotide messenger RNA. RefSeq names its product ras-related and estrogen-regulated growth inhibitor. The record is from RefSeq and is a predicted model, not a curated record. Gene Ontology annotation, molecular function: GTP binding; GTPase activity. NCBI's taxonomy places the organism in Eukaryota, Metazoa, Chordata, Aves, Galliformes, Phasianidae.
GUAUCGCUGUUACAGCUGCCGGCGGGGCGCGGGGAGACGUGCCGCAGCGCAGCCCGGCAGCGGCGGGUCCCGGACCCGCGCUCGGGAGAGGGAGAGCCCCGUGUCCCUUUCCCACCGCCUCGGCGCUCGGCUGUGCCUUGCUUCGGAGCAGGCACUGCACUGACGUCAGGAUGACACGGUGAGGCCGAAGACAGGAUCUGGGAACGCUCCUUCUGCUUCAGUUUUGAUAAUCAAGUGAAUUUGUUGACACUCCGUUCCUCCAGCAUGGCUAAGAGCGCAGAAGUGAAGCUGGCGAUCUUUGGUCGAGCCGGCGUGGGCAAAUCAGCUCUCGUCGUACGCUUCCUGACCAAACGGUUUAUCUGGGAGUAUGACCCGACUCUAGAGUCUACAUAUCGUCACCAAGCUACCAUUGAUGAUGAAGUGGUUUCCAUGGAGAUACUAGAUACAGCUGGUCAGGAGGAUGCUAUUCAGAAAGAAGGACAUGUGCGAUGGGGUGAAGGCUUCGUCCUGGUCUAUGACAUCACGGACAGAGGCAGCUUUGAGGAAGUUUUACCACUGAAGAACUUGUUGGAUGAAGUUAAAAAACCCAAAAAUGUCACUCUGAUCCUGGUGGGGAACAAAGCAGACUUGGAUCACUCCAGGCAGGUCAGCACAGAGGAAGGUGAAAAGCUGGCCACAGAACUAGCAUGUGCGUUUUAUGAGUGCUCUGCUUGCACAGGAGAGGGCAAUAUUAUGGAGGCCUUCUAUGAGCUCUGUCGUGAGGUACGGCGUCGAAAGAUGGUCCAGGGCAAGACUCGGAGACGAAGCUCCACCACGCACGUCAAGCAGGCUAUUAAUAAGAUGCUUACCAAAAUCAGCAGCUAAAAAAAUCUGUACUAAGCCAGAAAAGCAUUAUAGAGCAUAUUAGCUUGUGGUAGGGACAAGGCAGGCAGAGCACAUUUAAUAAAAAAUGGUCAAAGCUUUGCUAUUAAAAAAAUAGAAAACUGAAACCACACCACUUUUUGAGUAGCAUGGAAUCAGACUUCUUCCUGUUUCAAAAUGUAUUAUAGCCACACUACUUUGGGCUAACGUGGAAAAAACAAACAAACAAAAAAACUGCAAAGGACUAAAUGAUUGUGGGGGUUGGCACUUACAGAGUAUUUUCUGCUUCUACAAGGCUGGCUCCAAUCCCCUGCAAGUCAGUAGUGCCUAAACAUCAUUCCCAGCCAGCCAACUCCUCAGUAGCCACUUAGUUGGAGAGUAAGAGUCGGUCUUCAGUCCAGCAACAACCAUCACAACUGGUAAUCUCGAGACUGAGGCUGCUGUGUUGUACCAGAAGGUUCAUCUGACACCUUUCACCAGCUCUAAAUUGGCGCAUUGUGUGCUUUUACUCUAAACAGUCCUUCCUUGUUGUCAUUUUGUCAGAUCUAUGAGCGCCGAUGUUCUUAGCGAGUUAUGCAAAAAAUACAGUAAAGGUCUUUUUCAUGGAAUGUUUAGCUAGUAAGACAAAUAUUUCAAUGGAGCUGAAGUUCAGCUGCUUUUUGAGAUCCUCUAAAACUACAGAAUUUAUCAAGAAAUAAUCAGCUAGUCCAGUGGCAUUUCAGCGUUUCCUCCUUGACGUACAGUAUUGUACUCGGGGAAAUGGGAGUGUAUGCAUUGGGAAAUUAAACUUUAAAAAUAACCACAUUUCUUUUGAUUUCGUUAUGGGUAGUUUUUAGCUUGUGUUUAUAAUUUUGUUUUGGAUUUGUUUCAAUUCAAGUAGUUUUCCUUAUUCUGUCUUCUCCUGAAGAAAAGCUUUAACCAUAGGAAGGCAAAUGUUUAAAUUCUGAGCCCAAAUGUAUGUAGGCUGCUCUGAAAUUAUUGCCUCCUGUUUUGUUUUGUUUUGUUUUUUUCCCAUGUAAAGCUGCAAAAACUACAAAGAGCACAAUAGCACUAUUUGGUAGAGAAAAUUCUUAGCUACAUAACGCUAUUUUUCAACACAGUCACCACCAUCAGCCAAUUUGUGCAGAUGAGCUGAUUGAGACACUCUUCAUUUCAUGGUGUAACAACUGUGCAUGGCCAUCUGAAACAUGGCUUGUAUUUCAUGUCACUGUCACCACUGCAGAAACACACCACCCACUGCAUCAUUGUGCUGACACCCACUGUUUGGUCUCCAGAAACAUUCAGCAAGUGUCCAUGAAUAUCAUUUGGUGCCGUUUUUUCCACGUGAAGGAAUUCACUGACACAUCUUUGCUUCAUACACACUUCCAUGUCAGAUGCCAUUCUGUCAGACUGCCCCUCUGCUGCCAUCUGUCACACAGCAACAAAAUGUAACAGAAUAUUGGUGGGAAGGUUCAACCACUACUCCCAUACCACCACCACCCGCCUCUGAGACAUUGUGGCCAACAUAAUAGAAUAAGCAGCAUUACUAUUGGAGCAGCCCUUGUAAUUCAGUUGUUAAUGGGCUUCACCAUAUCAAAAGGCCAUAAUUUCCAGUUGUUUAACUUGCAGAUGUUGUUUGAAGCACUCUGUGGUUUAAACCAGCAUGGUUUUUGUGGUUUUACCUGGCAUUUUCAAGUGAAAGUGCAUUUUAUCAUAUUUUUGGUUCCUGGGAUAAAAGGCAUCCAGGUUUUUUUCUCCUGCUCUUCCGUCAUGUCUCACAUUGAAGCCAGCUAUCAAGUUUUGCUCCUGUCUACUUGUCCUAUUAACUGUACCGGUGAAGUCUUCUAGAAGAAGUAAGAGAUACAACAGCUUACACUGGAAGACUUUCUGACAGUGCUUGCCUCACAAAUUAUGCUGCAUCCCUUUAGGCAUCUUCGUGUGCAGCUUAAACUGACAUCAUGUAGAACCACAGCCAAAGGGUAGGGUGACAAAUGAGAUUAUUAGCAGUACUUGCUUCUGAAGAAUAGUCCUCUUAUAGCAUCUGCUUACAACUUUAUUCUCCUCUUUAUUCUCCUCUGCUUUGCACUUCAUAUGGUUGUUCACCUUUGUGAGGAAAUAACACCGAAAGGCCAUCAAAUCCAAUUUGCUAUAGAUGUACAAGAGGAGGAUAUCUAGUAAGACAGUACUUCGUACAGUUGUAGGUAGCCAUAUAAAUGAUGGAGCAGGCUGGAGAACCAAAUCUGUAUAUCCCCACAUACAGAGAAAUGUCCCAAGUCAGGACUUCUCAAAGCACUGGCUUAAAGAUAUUUAUGAAAGUGAUUUAAAAAAACAAACAACAAACACCCAGUUUGCAUCAAUGAAAAUCACAUUCAAAUGUGUACUAUAUUUUUGCUGUUAUUUUCUGUUUCCCCCAUUGUAGAUAGUGAAAACUCAUUCCAGUCUUUCAGAAUCAAUAUUUCUAUUUUGGUCCUCAUAUUCAGGCACGUCGCCAUACAUCAGCCACACACCCUGCAGUCAAAACCAUCGUGUGCUUCUGGGCAGGUGGUUUUGGCAACAGAUUACAUCACCGUCUCCAUGACACAUUUGUUCCCCAACUAUCGGUCAUGCCUCUAACUGUUGUUAAGUAAAUAAAUAAAGAGGAAGAGAGGUUUAGCCAUCUUUUAGUCCUGUUAGUAAUACGGAAUCAACAUGAGUGUAAGAGUGUUAGAUUAAUGCACUGACAGUCAUUAACUGAGGGUCUGAACUUGCAGACAUGUACAUUACAAUGUUAGGAGAAAGAGUUAACAUUUGCAAUUUCAGGCAUUAAAUCAGUCUGCUGUCUUUCAAAUCAGUGUUGCAUGAAUCCACAGCAAACAAAAUCCUUACCUGCAAUCCCAUAGGAACGCAGCUGAUGAGGAAAAUCAUCAUGUUGGUAUUCUAAGCAAUGAUUUAUGCCUCUCUAAGACAACAUCAACAGUUAUUUUCUCUGUAAUCCUUUCUUAGACUUCAGAGUAGAGCAGGAUUUAAAAUUAAAAAAAUUAAAAAUAAAAUAAAAAAUUAUUAUUUUUUUAAAGUAAUAAAUGAAUUACAAGAGAAAAUAAAUAAAUCAUAUUUGUAUUAAGAGAACUGAAAGGAAGGAAAGCCUAAGGUAUGGCCAUAAUACUUUCCAAAAGAAACCCAGCAAAUUAUAUCUUCUUUAUAGCGCAAUGGGGAAGCUAUAAAAUCUUCAUGAAAGAAAAUAUUCCACUGUGCAAACAUCACUUGUUACAUAAAGAACCUCUAAUAAAAAUAGUAACAUUCCUUUGAAAAGACUGAAUUUGGAAACUGCC